AUGAGUCAAUCACUGUCUGUACCUCCGUUUUUUUACGGAAGUAAUCAUGCAUAUUGGAAGGUUAGAAUGCGUGCGUUCCUUAAGUCCUUAGAUGAGCAUGUUUGGAUUAGCGUUCAAAAUGGUUGGAAACCUCCAUUUACUACCGUAUCAGGAACAAUUAACCUUACUGACAUAUCACUGUGGACUAAAGAUGAAUUAGCUGCAUGUAAUUGGAAUAGUAAGGGAAUUCAUGCAUUAUUCAUGGCUCUAUCUCCAGAAGAGUUUAGGAGAGUGUCUAUUUUCAACCUAGGUGAGAGAAUUCCCGAGACUAAGAUUGUGAGAAAAGUACUUAGAUCUCUACCUGAGAGAUUUAAGCCUAAAGUCACUGCCAUUGAGGAAAGUAAGGACCUAGAUGAAGUUAAAAUCGAAGAAUUGGUAGGAUCCUUGCAAACCUAUGAACUCACUAUCUCACAACAUAAGAAAGGAAAGUCCAUAGCCCUAAAAUCCAUUAAAGAAGAUGAAUCUUCUGAUAUUGCGUCACUUAGGGAUGAGGAAAUCGCAUACUUUGUUGAGAAAUUUCAAAAAGUCCUCAAGAAUAGGAGAAAGCCUCAGGAUAGAAAGAGUGGAGCCCCUAGCAGAUUCACAAAAGAUAAAAUUGAGAAAGUUAACAAUAAAGGGUCAAGUGAGGAGCCACGUUUGGUUAUAUGUCAUGAGUGUCAAGGAAUAGGUCACUAUAGGAAUGAGUGUCUUAGCUAUAAGAAAAAUCAAAGAAAAGGGAAAGAUAGGGCCUUAGUUGUCUCACUUACUGAUAAUGAAUCUGAGACCAGUGAUAGGCAUAAAUCCUCUAGUAGUGAUGAUGAAGGAAAUUAUAUGGCAUUUGUGGCUACUGUUAAGAGUGAAUCUGAUAAGGAAAGUGACAAGGUUGAGGAAGAACAUUCAAACGAUAAUUCUGGUAAUGAGGAUGAGGAUGACAUAGACUUACAAGAAGCUUAUCAACUGUUGUUUAAGGAGAGUCUUAAAAUAAAGAAGGUCAAUAAAGCCCUACUUAAAAAGGUUGACGAACUUGAAAGGGAAAAAGAGAAACUGGGUAGUAAGCUUCAGGAUUCACUUAAGAGUGUGGGAGAUAAGAGAGGUCUAGGAUAUGUUGAGGGUAAUACACAUGUUGUUGGACCAUCUAAGACUGUCUUUGUGUUUGCCUCUAAGUCUAAUGCUGUUAGGAGUCCAAGUAAGGGUAAGAGUGUUCCUAGGGAACAGAGUCAUCAAUCACGUAGGAACAUCAGGACUAGGUACCCACAGACACGUACCUUUGAGCCUAGGUUCAUUCCUACCCGUCACCACUGUGGAGCUCUAGGAUACACUAGGCCUAGAUGUUAUAAGUUAGGCAAUGAGCGUAGAAAUCAAAACAUUCCUAGUCAAGUUAGCUUUCUGUCUAAUCAGGUUAAUCAUUUGACUGAGAUGCUUACUAAGCUAACUAAGAGUACUUUGUCAUCUAAAAAGGUUUGGGUCCAAAAGGGUGAUCUAGGUAGACUUUCAGGUCAAGAAAACUGUUUUGUUGCUCAUAUUGCUUUAAAAGCUCAAAAUUCUAAUAUGUGGUACCUGGAUAGUGCAUGUUCUAGGCAUAUGUGUGGUAAUAAAGCUCUAUUCACUACUCUUGAUGAAUGUAAUGGUGGUAUAGUUACCUUUGGAGAUGGGGGCUCUGCACCUAUUCUUGGCAAAGGUACUGUACAAAUGUAUGGCUUACCUGUGAUCUCUAAUGUGCUUUAUGUGGAAGGUUUAAAGUUAAAUUUGUUAAGCAUUAGUCAGAUUUGUGAUGACGACUUUGAGGUUAGUUUUGUGCAGAAGAGAUGUACCGUGUAUGAUUCAUCCGGUGGGGUAGUCCUUGAAGGGGUUAGAACAUCUGACAAUUGUUAUGGGGUAUUACCUAAUUCUAACUAUAUGUGUAGGAGUGCUAAAAUUGAUGUGAGUGAGCUCUGGCACAAAAGAUUAGGUCAUUUGAACUAUAAGAGUCUAGAGCAGUUGGCUAAGAAAGAAUUGAUAGAUGGGUUGCCUAAGAUAGUUCCUAGUGAAAAUGUUGUGUGUGGACCAUGUCAACUAGGUAAACAACUUAAGGGGAGCCAUAAGAAGACUACUAAAAUUCUGACCAAAAGACCCCUGGAGUUGGUACACAUGGAUUUGAUGGGACCUUCUAGGACUGAGAGUUUAGGUGGUAAGCGAUACAUUCUUAUCGUGGUAGACGACUUCUCGAGGUUUAUUUGGAUAGAAUUGCUUAGGGAAAAAUCUGAUGCUUGUGAUCUCAUAAAGUCUCUGUGUAAACGGCUUAACAAUGAACUGAAUCUCAAAGUGUCUAGGAUGCGUAGUGACCAUGGAAAAGAGUUUGAGAACUUUCAUCUUGAAAGUUUCUGUAUGGACGAAGGGAUAUUGCAUGAGUUCUCUUCCCCUAUCACUCCGCAACAAAAUGGGGAAUUAGCCCUACACUUUUGGGGAGAAGCUAUUAACACUGCACGCCACAUCAUCAAUGGAGUCUACCUUAGACCCAAGACUGAUCAGACCCCAUAUGAAAUUCUUAAGGGUAAAAAGCCUACUGUUAAGUAUUUUCGAGUAUUUGGGAGUAAGUGCUACAUUUUGCGGGAUAGAGAGAAUUUGAGUAAGUUUGAAUCAAAGAGUGAUGAAGGGAUCUUCCUAGGGUACUCUAGGAAUAGCCGAGCAUUUAGAGUGUAUAACUUACGUACCUGUGUGGUGAUGGAGUCUAUAAAUGUUGUGAUAGAUGAUGCUGUGAGUGAGGGGGAGAGUGCUGAAAAAUGUGAUAAAGAUGGUGAUCUUUUGAGUUCAAGUGAUCCUACCGAGCUACCUGUGCUUGAAUCAUCUUGUAAGAAACCUGAAACAUCUGAAAAGGAAACACUUCCACAAAAUCUAGAUAUACAUCCUAAGGAACCAACGAAUAGGGUUAAGUCUAAUCAUCCUAAGGAUAAUAUCAUUGGGGAUCUAGAUGAAAGGAUGAGACUUCGUAGGAGAGUUCUGAAUAAUCUAGCUUACACUAGCUAUGUGUCUCAAGUUGAGCCUAAGAAAGUUGAAGAGGCCCAGUGA
Molecule: messenger RNA, 3063 nt
Organism: Olea europaea var. sylvestris
Lineage: Eukaryota; Viridiplantae; Streptophyta; Magnoliopsida; Lamiales; Oleaceae
Exons: 4
Coding region: 1-3063 (1020 amino acids)
Biological process (GO): DNA integration
Molecular function (GO): nucleic acid binding
Source: RefSeq, a predicted model, not a curated record